AUGUUGCCUCGUAGAACCUCCACACUUCGGGAAACUGGUAGCGAUGAGCCUUCACUCAGGUACGGAGCAGACACUCCAGGAUUGACUUCGAUGCGAACAACCUACGUCACCAAUAAAUUCUCGCCGUUCACAAGACAAAUCGUGACGUAUCGAGACAAAAACUCAGGUACUUCUCGUGCACCAUUGAGAACGCCUCCAGCAACUCACUGUCAGACCGUGGCGGAUAUUGAUAUGCCAUUCCCAAGACUGGUUGAGGAAACAUCUACAUCCAGAGCGGCAUGUUCAAGUGGAAUUGUUCGUCUCCCUAUCAACGCAACGCAACAGGGCGGACGAUAUCUGCUUCGAAUACCGCAAAAAAUGAUAUGCGGGAAUCCAGUGUGUCUAGUAGAGUCAGACAUCAACGAAGACGGCUAUUAUCUAGAUUCCAUGGACAAGAAGAGCUUCUACUGCUCGGAGAUAACAUGCUUUUGGCACGGACCAACACAAGCUUCCUUACGGCGGCACAUGAUGAUCACUCACAGCCGAAAUGUUGUCGGCAAUGGAGGACUUCGGGCAUGUGGCGGUCAGACAGUACGUCGGUCUACAAAGCCGAAAGGGGUAAAAUGCAGUGAAUGUGAUGAAAUGGCCUAUUCGCGGCCGUUAUUGUUGCGGCAUAUGACACAGGUUCAUGGAAUUGUUGCGCCGCUGAUUCAUAAAACGUUUUCAGAUCGCGAAAAGCUUCAGAUAUGGUUGGAGCAACUCCGUGAGACUCAUGCCAUCGAGUUCGUCGUUUCGUCUGGAUCCAAGAAGUGGGGUCAAGGCCUCCAGGUACACUACCUUACGUGUUCACGAAGUGGAGAGCAAAAAGAGCGUCCCAACAAGAAGUUCCGGAGGCCAACGCGUCCAUCCAUAAAAUGCGGGAAAAAUUGCAUGGCUUACUUGAAGAUGAAGCAGAAUCCGACCGUCUCUGAGCUAAAGAUUGAAGCCUGCCUUCAUCACAGUGGUCAUGAAAUUGACGCAUCAAAAAUACGGCUGGAACAAAAUGAGUGGUGUCGAGUAAUGCAAGUAAUACGGGAAAUGGAUGAAGGUCUACUGCAGAUUGACUUGCGGCACAUGUCGCGUAAUAAGAAAGUGACCUUCACUAUGAGUAUAGCUCACAGCGUGAAAUAG
Messenger RNA from Ostertagia ostertagi, 1149 nucleotides. The record is from the annotation of a GenBank genome assembly. NCBI's taxonomy places the organism in Eukaryota, Metazoa, Nematoda, Chromadorea, Rhabditida, Trichostrongylidae.